AUGGACGCCGCUCAAGAAAGCGCCUAUAAGGCCGCGGUCCUGGAUGCCGUCCAGGACGAUAGCCGCAGCAAUGCCAUUCUCAUCGUCACCGCGGUCUUUCUCGGAAUUUCCCUCGGCAGUGUCAUUCUUCGCUGUUUCGUCCGAACCCGCGUUGUCCGCGCCUUUGGAUGGGAUGAUAUCAUCAUGCUAUUAGCCAUGACAUUGAAUCUGGCCUUUGCAAUUUGUGGAAUUAUGGGUGCCAAGUAUGGCAUGGGUCGGAAAUUGCUCUAUUUUGUGGAGUACCCGGACAAUCUAGAACGCGCGCUCUUGUGUUGGUGGCUCGGCCAAAUCUUCUACGUGAUUACUUGUGUCCUCGCCAAAAUCUCGAUUAUCAUCACCUUGCUGCGCAUUACCGUUGAUCGCGUCCAUGCCUGGAUUCUCUACGCCGCCAUUUCACUGGCCACCGCGGUCGGUGUGGUCUUCUUGCUCUUCACCAUCUUCCAAUGCAGUCCAGUCACAUAUUUCUGGCACCAAGGGCUAUCCACGAGCCACGGAACCUGUGUUAAUAAAGACACUCUCAUUGCGAUCGCAUAUCUCUACAGUGUCGGUGCAGCGGUCACUGAUCUUACCAUUGGUCUCCUUCCAGUGGCGUUGAUUUGGAACUUGCGCAUGAAUCAAAGGACGAAGAUUGCCAUCAUUGGAAUUUUGGGUCUCGGUUGCAUUGCGAGUGCUGCCGUUAUUGUUCGCAUUCCCUUCGUUCACAACUACAAGGACGAGGAAUUCUUAUACAACACAUACCAAAUCUCCAUCUGGUCCAAUGUCGAAGCCGGCCUGGGCAUCACCGCCGGCUGCCUAACGACUCUCCGACCACUCAUCCGAUUCCUCCGCGAUGGCUCCUCCGCCUCACGCAGCCGCAACAAUCGCACCCCUGGAUCUUUCCCCUUGUCCAGUAAUCCGGCACAGGGAGGAUACCGAUCGUCCCGCUCCAAGCAUGACCGCGACGACUCGCAUCACCUCUGGACGGGCAGCGAAAAUGACGAAUAUCACGGCGUGACGACGACGAUUAUGGGUAGCCAACGGCCGAAUCCGACCAGUAGCAGUGAGGAGGAUCUCAACCCGAUGAACCAGCAUCAACCGGCAGGAUGGAAAGUCGAACGGUCCGUUCGGGUGUCCGUGCGCGAUUCAUGA
Penicillium subrubescens is the source of this 1167-nucleotide messenger RNA. Its product is annotated as putative integral membrane protein. The coding region runs from base 1 to 1167 and encodes 388 amino acids. The record is from RefSeq and is a predicted model, not a curated record. The transcript has 5 exons. Lineage: Eukaryota; Fungi; Ascomycota; Eurotiomycetes; Eurotiales; Aspergillaceae.